Molecule: messenger RNA, 667 nt
Organism: Microplitis mediator
Lineage: Eukaryota; Metazoa; Arthropoda; Insecta; Hymenoptera; Braconidae
Product: hymenoptaecin-like
Exons: 2
Coding region: 105-572 (155 amino acids)
Source: RefSeq, a predicted model, not a curated record
UCGUCAAGCUAAGUAGCAAAGACACUUCAAUACUAAUAAUAAUAAUUAUUAUUCUUUUUGAGUUUAAAUAAUCAACAGAUUAAAGUUUGAGCAUAAAAAUAAAAAUGAAGUUUGUAUUAAUUGGAUUGUUAGUCGCAUUAGUUUACGUUGAGGCUCAAUCGUUUGUUCCAAGACCAGGAAAUGGAGUUCCUAGGCCACCAAUAAAUUAUCCGAUACCACCAUUCAAUCCUGGACCUCCAAGAUGGCCAUCUGGCUACAGAUUCCGUCGCUCACCUCAAGGAGAAGUCGACGCGUCAGUAGUUAAACCUGGAGAGGGACCAGCCCAAGUUAAUUUGGAUUACAAUCAAAAACUUUUCACCGAUGACACAUCGAGUCUCAGCGCCCAUGGACGAGUUUCGUCCACAGAUUUCAGUCAUUUUAACCCUAGUGCAGGAGUAAAUUACGAAUGGAAUCCUAACAAGGAUACAUAUUUGAGAGCGCAAACUGAACUCCAACGAUUACCCACUGGCCGAAUGGAGCCCAGCUUUGGAGCCCAAUUCGGCAUGCGAUUCCGACGUGAAAUUGAAGAAUAAUUUAUUUUCUAUUAAAAUAAUGAAUAUUAUUUAUAUUUUGUAUCAAUAAAUUAUUUAAAUAAAAUACUCAAAUUUCGUAAGAAAUAAUCUAGUUG